ACUGGUGAACUACCUUCCACUCUCAAGAGUUGUGCUAGUUUGAUUAUAUUUGACAUGAGUCGAAAUUUUCUGUCUGGUCCAAUACCCUUAUGGAUUGGAGAAAAUCUACACGAGUUGAAAAUCUUGACCAUGCGACUAAAUCGUUUCACUGGAAGUGUUCCUGUCCAAAUUUGUUAUUUGCGGAAAAUUCAUCUUUUGGAUCUUUCAAUGAACCACUUAUCUGGUGGAAUCCCAUCGUGUCUUAGGAAUUUUACGGCAAUGAUGGAAAGGAACCUAAUUACAAGACAAAUUGAAAGGCAACGAAAAAUUUCAGUUGAAGGGUCUAACUUUGAUAUUUAUGACUUUAACGUGCUUGUCAUGUGGAAAGGUAAUGAUUAUGUGUUUUGGAAUCCUGAUGUUCUUCUAAGUAGCAUUGAUCUCUCAAGUAAUAAUUUGACGGGUGCAAUACCAAACCAGAUUGGAUACUUACUUGGAUUAGUUUCUUUGAAUUUAUCAAGAAACAACUUUGAUGGUGAAAUUCCUUCUGAGAUUGGGAAUUUAAGUUUGCUAGAGUUUCUGGACUUAUCAAGAAAUAAUUUGUCAGGCAGUAUUCCUUCCACUCUUUCAAACAUUGAUCGUCUUGGUGUGUUAGACCUAUCAAAUAAUAAUCUGAGUGGAAGAAUCCCUUGGGGAAGACAGUUACAAACCUUUGAUGCCUCUAGUUUUGAAGGAAAUAAUGAUCUUUGUGGAGAGCAACUCAACAAAAGUUGUCCUGGAGACAAGACACAAAAACCUAAAGAAGCAGCCAUUGAUGGUGAAGAAGAGAAUUCAAUUUUGUAUGGAGGAUUUUACAUGAGCUUGGGAGUAGGAUUCUUUGUAGGCUUCUGGGGCUUGUUAGGGUCAAUACUAAUUUGGCAACCAUGGAGAAUUGCUUAUAUGACAUUCUUGAACAGACUCAUAGACUAUAUACUUCUAAUGGUUGAACUAAACAUAGCCAAUAGAUUGCUCAAAAGAUAACAGCACGAAAUGAAUGUGCAGUUUAUGGGGGAUUAGCUUCACAAUUUCAAUCUGGGAUGAAGGCUUCAUGUGGAUUGCUGGAGGCAUUGGAUAUUUAGUAUUUGAGGUUUAUAAUGUAAUGCAAUAUUUAUGUCUGCUUGAAGAAACAUAUUUAUUUGAUUGUCUUUUCAUGUUGUCAUAUUAUAAUGUAAGAAUUUUCAUUCCAUGUCAACGAUGCUGCCACAUUUGGUUGACGGUACUUUUGUUUUAGUUUCAUUUUAAUAAUAUACUUUGAUAUAUGCAUAUUGCAUGUUCUCUUGCCACA
This is a messenger RNA of Vigna unguiculata (cowpea), 1300 nucleotides long. Its product is annotated as receptor-like protein EIX2. The record is from RefSeq and is a predicted model, not a curated record. NCBI's taxonomy places the organism in Eukaryota, Viridiplantae, Streptophyta, Magnoliopsida, Fabales, Fabaceae. Gene Ontology annotation, molecular function: protein binding.